Molecule: messenger RNA, 1245 nt
Organism: Bacidia gigantensis
Lineage: Eukaryota; Fungi; Ascomycota; Lecanoromycetes; Lecanorales; Ramalinaceae
Exons: 1
Coding region: 1-1245 (414 amino acids)
Molecular function (GO): NAD+ binding
Source: RefSeq, a predicted model, not a curated record
AUGUCGAAACCAUUGAUGCGCAUUCCCUACACAGGACCGUUGCCACCACCAGUCAUAUUUCCCAGGUCUGCGAAUACAUCAUCUGGCGCCAUACAUGCAAUAUCCAAGUUCCUGUUUAAUCCAUCCGACAGUGCUCGGGGAGAUGGGUCGAAGAAAACGGUUCUACUGACAGGAGCCGGCAUAUCGGUAGCUUCUGGGCUGGCAGAUUAUCGCGGUACAGGAGGUACCUACACCUUGAACAAAACAUAUAGACCUAUCUAUUACCAUGAAUUCAUCUCGAACCACGAAGCAAGGAAGAGAUACUGGGCGAGGAGCUUUCUUGGGUGGACGAAUCUGAAUCGUGCAAAGCCAAAUGUUGCUCACUAUGCUGUGCGUGAUCUGGGAUCUGCGGGUCUCUUGAGUAGCGUAAUCACGCAGAAUGUGGAUUCAUUCCACUCCACAGCCCAUCCAAGAUUGAAGACGAUCGAGUUGCACGGCUACCUCAGAUCGCUCGUUUGCAUCCAUUGCCACAACGAGCUGCCGAGGAAGGAAUUUCAAAAGGAUCUCACUACCUUGAAUCCUGCUUGGGCUGCAUUUCUUGAUGAGAUGCUGGCGGUGGGCGCACUCGACUCGGAGAAUCCUGACGAGCGAAAAGCCAAAGGCCUCAGGAGCAAUCCCGACGGCGACGUUGACGUACCAAAUGCUCCAUACUCGACUUUCCGUUACCCAGCGUGCCCGACUUGCCUAGCGACUCCGCCAACCCUUGCGGAUGGUUCUAAAGCGAAAGUUGAGAUUGAUCAUGAUGGGGCGUGGUCUCCAAGCUCCACAGCUGGAGUGCUCAAGCCUGCAGUGAUUAUGUUUGGCGAGUCUAUUCAUGCUGAUGUCAAAAGCGAGGUCGAAAAGGCCAUUGAUGACGCUGCGAGAGUUUUGGUCGUUGGAUCCAGUUUGGCUACGUAUUCAGCUUUUCGACUCAUCAAGAAAGCAAAAGGACAGGGUAAACCGAUCGGUAUCUUGAAUCUGGGCGGGAUUAGAGGAGAACAAGACUUCUUCACUGAGAUUCCUGCCAUUAACCAGGGAGAACUAGGUGUGAGAUGCAACGAAAGUGCUAGUAGCAUUCUGCCUCUGAUUGUAGAUGGAUUAAAGCGAGCGGGGGUUUUCGAAUCCAAUCCGAAAAUUUGGCACGAGAUGAAGUGGGUGAUAUUGGACAUUAUGAGUCUACACCUUUGCGAAUGCCUUCAUGAGCAUUGUGACUCCUUGGGUAUAUAA